UGACCUCGACGGCAAGGACCCGGCGGUGGUGGCUCAUGAUUGCACGCGACGAGAGGUAGCAUCCGCCUGGCAGAAGAGAGUGGGUUUACAGGUCGUUUUAGUGGUUUUUGCAGUGGUCCGAACGAUAAUGAAGCCACGAUAGCUCUUCGAGCGCAUAAGAUGUUGUCACGAGGACAAAGGUCACGUGCACUCGGAAUUUAACGUGAUCCGGACGACCGAAGUGGGUCUUAGUCAUUUUCCUUUCGACCUUCCUCCCAAAGAUUCCUCUCCACCAUCUCCUCCCUCUCGUUCCUUCUUCGUAACACUUCGGAAAAACACAGCUUAAAGCGCAAAAGCUUCCAAAGUUGAGGCUUCCGAGAGUGAGAGACAGAGAGAGGGAUAGAGCUGGAGAUGGAAGGCAUAGAGCACAGCACCGUCGCCGUCAACGGCAUCGCCAUGCACGUGGCGAUCAAGGGCCCGCCCGGCGGCCCCACCGUCCUCCUCCUCCACGGCUUCCCGGAGCUCUGGUACUCCUGGCGCCACCAGAUGGCGGGCCUGGCCGCCCUCGGGUACCGGGCCGUGGCCCCGGAUCUCCGCGGCUACGGCGACACCGACGCCCCCGCCUCGGCCUCGGCCUACACGGGCCUGAGCGUGGUGGGGGACCUGGUGGCCCUCCUGGACGCCGUGGCCAAGGGAGAGGAGAAGGUGUUCGUGGUGGGCCAUGACUGGGGAGCGAUCGUGGCGUGGCACUUGUGCCUGUUCCGGUCGGACCGGGUGAAGGCGCUGGUGAACCUCAGCGUCCCGUUCGCCCCGCGCAACCCUGCCAGGAAGCCCCUGGAGGGCCUCAGGGCCGCCUAUGGCGAAGACUACUACAUCUGCAGAUUCCAGGAUCCUGGAGAGAUGGAAGCUGAGUUUGCUCAGAUUGGUACAAGGAGAGUCCUUGAGGAAUUCUUUAAUUACCGAAACCCGGGCCCACUUUUCUUGCCGAAAGGGAAAGCGUUCAGGCACCCGACGGAUGACCCGAUCGUCUUGCCCUCAUGGCUGACCGAGGAAGACGUUGACUAUUAUGCCUCCAAGUAUGAGAAGACGGGGUUUACUGGUGGAUUCAACUACUACAGAGCUUUGGAUCUGAACUGGGAGCUCACAGCACCGUGGACCGGGGUUCAGAUCAGAGUACCGGCCAAGUUCAUGGUCGGUGACUUGGACCUCACUUACAAUGCUCCGGGCACUAAAGACUUCAUACACAAAGGCGGGCUCAAGAAGUAUGUGCCUUUUCUUGAGGAUGUGGUGGUCGUGGAAGGAGUGGCUCACUUCAUCCACGAGGAAAGACCUCAAGAAGUCAUCCAACACAUUCAUGACUUCUUCCAAAUGUUCUGAAGUUUUGGGGCUUGUCCUCUUCUCGAUCGAGUGUUGGUAUCGUCGAAACCUAGUAAAAUGAUGUGGGCAUGAAUAAGAUGGUUCAGUAGCUUAGUCCCGGUCCCGAAAUUUCUCAAACUAUGUACAUGAGACUCUGAAGCAGCUAGCUUUUAUCUGCUAAAAAGAUAUUUUCACGUUUACUAGAUACUCAGAA
Messenger RNA from Syzygium oleosum, 1549 nucleotides. RefSeq lists its product as uncharacterized. The transcript has 3 exons. The record is from RefSeq and is a predicted model, not a curated record. The coding region runs from base 391 to 1356 and encodes 321 amino acids. Gene Ontology annotation, molecular function: hydrolase activity. NCBI's taxonomy places the organism in Eukaryota, Viridiplantae, Streptophyta, Magnoliopsida, Myrtales, Myrtaceae.